Giardia duodenalis is the source of this 795-nucleotide messenger RNA. RefSeq lists its product as uncharacterized. Lineage: Eukaryota; Fornicata; Diplomonadida; Hexamitidae. The record is from RefSeq and is a predicted model, not a curated record. The transcript has a single exon. The coding region runs from base 1 to 795 and encodes 264 amino acids.
AUGGUCCAAUCCUUUUUCAAUGCACCACUUAUUCUAGAAGGCCCUGCAUCUGUUGCGUUUUCUAGCGAAUCAGAAGAGUCCUCGAAGCCGGUAGAAGUUACUAUUUAUAGCGACAGAACAGUAAAGAUCUUCUAUAAUGCUGACGGAAAGCUAGAGACGCGACAAGCAAAAUCUUGCUGCAUUUUGAAUCAGGAGCCGACCUCACUUACAAUAUUGGGUAUUGAGCAGGGAGCUCUCGUGCAGUGGUGCUUGAUUUGCGCCUCUUUCCAUAUACUUCAGAACUAUAAUAUGAUAGGGGACUUUCUCCCCCGGAGGUCUCGUCGAGAAAUCAAUACAGUUAAUGAUCUGCUGAUUAGAGCAGAAGAUGGAGUCGAAGAAGAGUCCAACUUGAUGGACUUCUUCACCAACACUUACGUGAAUACAGAUAGAGAUACUGAAGUAGUUCAGUCAGCAGGUCAAAGGUAUACUGAAAAUUUAUCCCGGGCACAGGACACUCUCCUUGCUGAGAUUCAUAAGCUGCUGGUUGAGGGAAUGGAGGCUGACGUUGCAAUGAAGGACCAGAGACAGCAGAGGCAUAACGAGUGGCUUAUGCUGCGUGGAAAGAUCGAGCAAGCCAUCAACCUAGAUGGUCAAGAUGAUAAUGCACCAGCCUCUAUCAGACUAGUAGUACCAAACAUACAGAUGCCCGAAGAGUACAGCCUUCUUAACUCUAUUCAGGAGACGCAGGACGAGGCACUUGACGAAUUUAUUUCUACCAUCAAUGGCGAGGAGACCGAUAAAACUCCAACUCAAUAG